AGACUUAUUGAAUUAUGGACGUCUUUAACGCACAUCCGGCGCCAUGUCACUAUCUUAUUCGUGUUUGGGGUUUGAAAGCCUGAACAUGCUUCUGCUAUAACAGUCAUAAGUUCUGCUGGAAGUAGCUGCAACGAUGUGAUGUUUCAUUUCUACACAGAUGUGGAGGCGAAUAUUUAGCUCCAAAACUCCGAGAAGGGCGGGAUUGUGUUGGAGGAGUCUCUUCACUAUGAAGCUGGAGACGAGCGAGUUUAAGUCUCUGUUCACCGAGGGACUGACAGGACUGGCAGAGCUGUUCCAGCAGCACAAUCAUCAGCUCAGAAUAGCUGGUGGCGCUGUACGAGACCUGCUGUCAGGGAAGCGACCAGAAGAUGUGGACUUUGCCACGACAGCGACUCCUGAGGAGAUGAAGAGUAUGUUUCAAUCGGCAGGGAUCCGGAUGAUCAACAAUAAAGGAGAAAAGCACGGGACUAUCACGGCUCGAUUGCACAACCAAAACUUUGAGGUGACGACGCUCCGGAUUGACGUUCAAACUGAUGGGCGACAUGCAGAGGUGGAGUUCACCACCGACUGGCAGAAGGAUGCAGAAAGGCGGGACCUCACCAUCAACUCCAUGUUUCUGGCGGAAGAAAAAAAUGAUGCAAGUCUUGAUGGAACCCUGUACGACUAUUUCAAAGGAUAUGAAGAUCUGCAGAACCGACGAGUUCGGUUUGUUGGCAGCGCAGAACAAAGAAUUCAAGAGGAUUUCUUAAGAAUAUUGCGAUAUUUCAGGUUUUACGGCAGAGUAGCGGUAAAACCAGACGACCAUGAGCCAGAGACCCUGGCAGCCAUCCGAGAGAACGGACGAGGGUUGGCGGGAAUAUCCGGUGAGCGGAUUUGGGUGGAACUGAAGAAGAUGGUGGUGGGCAACCAUGCGGCUCAUCUGCUGGAACUGCUGCACAGCCUGGAACUGGCCCAGUACAUCGGUCUGCCACCAGAUGGCAAUGUCGAGGAGAUGAAGCAGGUGUGGGAGAACGCCAAGCACCACUCUCCCAAACCCAUGACCAUCCUCAGCGCGCUGCUCCACUCCGCCGGCGAGGUGGAGAAGAUGGAUGCCCGACUCAAGGUGUCCAAGGAGGAGAAGACCCUGGCCCUGUUCCUGGUCAAGCACAGACGGGAGCUCUGCAAGAACGACGACCACCCGGAGAGUGUCCAGCCCUUCACGGACUUCAUCAUUGACAGUCGGGAGCUGGACACUCAGAGCAAAGUGUGCGAGCUCCUCAAGUAUCAGGGCGAGAACAAGCUGUUGGCCGAACUCAGCAGGUGGUCCAUCCCUCGCUUCCCUGUCAGCGGCCACGACCUGAGGAAGAUGGGCUUCACAUCGGGGAAGGAGAUCGGCGCGACCCUCCAGAUGCUCCGCGACGUGUGGAAGAGAAGCCGUUACCAGAUGGACAGAGAGGAACUGCUCAGUCACGUGAAGACGUAGCCUUCCAUCCAGCCGUUGGACUGGACUGUGGACAUCACAGACAAGAGCGGCGACUGCCAUUCAGCCCAGAAUCAUGUGGCACAGUCGACUGCAGAGCAGCCGAGCGUGGCAGUGCUCUUUUCUGACAGACUGAUGAGUUGUGCCGUCGCUUGUCAAUAUUCAGUCUUUAUUUAAGAAAUGUCAGGUCUCAUGUGAACAGAUACAACGGCAUCCUACUGGUCCGUGCACCAAGGAGCACUUAGAAUUUCCUUCAUAUU
Molecule: messenger RNA, 1719 nt
Organism: Synchiropus splendidus (mandarinfish)
Lineage: Eukaryota; Metazoa; Chordata; Actinopteri; Syngnathiformes; Callionymidae
Gene: trnt1
Product: tRNA nucleotidyl transferase, CCA-adding, 1
Exons: 8
Coding region: 158-1462 (434 amino acids)
Biological process (GO): RNA processing
Molecular function (GO): RNA binding; nucleotidyltransferase activity
Source: RefSeq, a predicted model, not a curated record